This is a messenger RNA of Ceratosolen solmsi marchali, 599 nucleotides long. RefSeq names its product reactive oxygen species modulator 1. Gene Ontology annotation, biological process: protein insertion into mitochondrial inner membrane; protein import into mitochondrial matrix. The coding region runs from base 73 to 315 and encodes 80 amino acids. The record is from RefSeq and is a predicted model, not a curated record. Gene Ontology annotation, cellular component: TIM23 mitochondrial import inner membrane translocase complex. Lineage: Eukaryota; Metazoa; Arthropoda; Insecta; Hymenoptera; Agaonidae. The transcript has 3 exons.
GCAUAUUUUUUUAUCUCAUCGGCAUGCGCAUGUCGUCGACAAUAUGGCUGACUUGUUAAAUUAGGAAGAAAGAUGACGAUGACCGUUGCUUCUAAACCUUUUUAUAAGGAUCAAAAAUGUUGGGACAAACUAAAAGUGGGUUUUCUGAUUGGUGCGUGUGUAGGAAUAGCCUCCGGAGCAAUUUUUGGUGGAUAUAGAGGAUUGCGGUUUGGUUACCGGGGUCAAGAAUUAAUAUAUCACACUACAAAAGAGAUGUCAAGUGGAGCAAUAACUUUUGGAACAUUUAUGGCAAUUGGAACUGGUAUUCGAUGCUAAUGUAUGGAAAGCAAUGUACAUAAUUUUAGACUAUCUUGGCUUAUAUUGUAAAAUCUCAGUAUAUAUGAUGUGUAUUAAAAUAAAAUAAUUUUAAGGAAAUAAUGAUGUUACCUUCUGAGGCAAUUACUGUAGAAUUAUCAAUAGGGUUCGUUUUUCCAGGAAUGUUUGUUCCAAAACUUAAAUGUCGAAUUUUGUGCGUUAAAUUGAAUUGUGAGAUAGAAAAUGGUUGUAAAUCGUGUACUGAAAUGGAAUUUAAUGAAUUAAUUGCUGUUGUAUAAUUUUAA